Molecule: messenger RNA, 456 nt
Organism: Fulmarus glacialis (Northern fulmar)
Lineage: Eukaryota; Metazoa; Chordata; Aves; Procellariiformes; Procellariidae
Product: homeobox protein CHOX-CAD-like
Exons: 3
Biological process (GO): anterior/posterior axis specification; embryo development; cell differentiation
Cellular component (GO): nucleus
Molecular function (GO): DNA-binding transcription factor activity, RNA polymerase II-specific; RNA polymerase II transcription regulatory region sequence-specific DNA binding
Source: RefSeq, a predicted model, not a curated record
UUUGGUAACUCCCUGGGAAUCACCGUGUUUGCAAAUUCAGCACAGGUCUCUCCUGGGCUGGGAUGCAGAAGUCCUCACCAACGAACCCUUCGCCUGCGGAGCGGCAAGACCAGGACGAAAGACAAGUACCGGGUGGUGUACACAGACCACCAGCGCCUGGAGCUGGAGAAGGAGUUUCACUACAGCCGCUACAUCACCAUCCGCCGCAAGGCUGAGCUGGCUGCUGCCCUCGGGCUCACCGAACGGCAGGUGAAAAUCUGGUUUCAAAAUCGGAGGGCGAAGGAGAGGAAGGUGAACAAAAAGAAGAUGCAGCAGCAAAGCCAGCCCACCAGCACUACCACGCCGACCCCGCCAGCCGCCGGCACGCCAGGACCCAUCGGAGGCCUCUGCAGCAGCAGCGCCCCAAACCUCGUCUCCUCAUCUCCACUGACCAUCAAGGAGGAAUUCAUGCCUUAA